Artibeus jamaicensis (Jamaican fruit-eating bat) is the source of this 456-nucleotide messenger RNA. RefSeq names its product 40S ribosomal protein S14-like. Gene Ontology annotation, biological process: ribosomal small subunit assembly; translation; maturation of SSU-rRNA from tricistronic rRNA transcript (SSU-rRNA, 5.8S rRNA, LSU-rRNA). The record is from RefSeq and is a predicted model, not a curated record. Gene Ontology annotation, cellular component: ribosome; cytosolic small ribosomal subunit. NCBI's taxonomy places the organism in Eukaryota, Metazoa, Chordata, Mammalia, Chiroptera, Phyllostomidae. Gene Ontology annotation, molecular function: structural constituent of ribosome; small ribosomal subunit rRNA binding; mRNA 5'-UTR binding. The coding region runs from base 1 to 456 and encodes 151 amino acids. The transcript has a single exon.
AUGGCACCUCGAAAGGAGAAGGAAAAGAAGGAAGAUCAAAUCAUCAACGUCGGUCCUCAGGUGGCUGAAGGAGAAAAUGCAUUUGGUGUCUGCUGUAUCUUUGCAUCCUUCAGUGACACUUUUGUCUACAUCACUGGUCUUUCUGGCAAUGAAACCAUCUGCGGUGAGACUGGUAGGAUGAAAGUAAAGGCUGACAAAGAUGAGUCCUUCCCAUACACUGCCAUGUUGGCUGCCCAGGAUGUGGCCCAGAGGUGCAAAGAGCUGGGUAUCACUGCUCUCCACAUCAAACUCUGGGCAACAGGAAGAAAUAGGACCAAGACCCCUGGACCAGGGGCCCAGGCAGCUCUCAAUGCACUUGCCUACUUGGGAAUGAAGAUUGGGCAGAUUGAGGACAUCACCCUCAUCCUCUCCAAUUGCACCCACAGGAAGGGAGGUCACCAUGGACACCAUCUGUGA